UAUAUUUAAUGGGUAGGGCUUUCCUAACACAAUAGAUAGGCUCUCUCUCUCUCUCUCUAUCUAACAGUCUAAGUGUCGGCCAUUUAAGCGAUUAUUUUAUUGUUUGCUAUUUUUGUGUUGAAUUAACAGCAAAAAAAAAAUUACCGCAUAUUUGUAUUACCGUUGAAGACAAGUGACAGUUUGACAGAUGACUGACUCACAAUACGGUUAUUCGUCCGGCAGCGCACCGGCCGCCGGCUACGGCACCGGUUAUGGUUCGUACGGCGGCGACUCGUACGGCUCAUAUUCGUCAACCGGUGGCGGCUCCGCUGCACCCAACUAUGGCUCGGCUGCCGCCGGCAAUCCCUAUGGCCAACAGUCUGGCUAUCAAUCGACUAACGAUCAAUACUCAUCCUAUUCAUCGCAAACCCAACCAUCUCUUUAUUCCGAUGGCCAAUCUGGGCAAUCAAGUUAUUACACUACUGGAUCCACUGCCGGUGGAGCACCCGGUGCUGGAGGCGGUGGUGCCCAAGGCGCUGGCUAUGGUGCCGGCAAUAGUUAUGGCAACUCGUAUUAUACGGCCGGUGGUGGUGCCGGAUCGCAUCCCGGCUCCGGUGCUCAGACAAGUCAAAGUCCGUAUGGACAGUAUCAGAAUUCGGGAGCCGGCGGUCAGUAUGGAAGUGGCCAAACCGGUUCCUCAUUGGGUGGUGGCUUCGGCUCACUUUCCGGUGGCGGUAUGCCUGGCGGUCCACCAUCUGGACCAUACGGAUCAGGUGGUGGUGGUGGCGGCGGCGGCCCGAACUCGCACUAUGGCGGAGGUGGUGGUGGUGGCGGCGGCCACGGAGGUUCGGGAGGAUAUCACGAUGGUCUCGGCAACGGCGGUGGCGGCGGUCAUAUGAGAGGUCCGCCCAAUAGUUUCAGAGGAGGUCAUGGAGGCGGCGGCCGAAAUUCCGGCCCCGGGUUUAUGAAAGGAGGACGGGGUGGAUAUGGCAAUGAUCACUACGGACAGGUAGAUAUAAAUCAAGAUACGAUAUUUCUCUCUGGACUACCCGAUGAUGUUAAUGAAGAUCAAUUGUCGUCACAUUAUGGAUCCAUUGGUAUGGUUAAGUUGGACAAGAAAACUGGUAAAUCAAAGAUCUGGAUCUAUAGAGAUAAAUCUACGGGAAAAGGCAAGGGUGAGGCCACACUUACCUAUGAAGACCCAGAGGCUGCCAAAUCAGCCAUUACUUGGUUUAACGGCAAAGAAUUUCCCGUCGGCACUGGUCGACUCGUUAAAGUAGAGUUUGCUCAGAGAAAGUCUGGCGGUGACAGAGGUUUCGGUGGUAAUGAUUUCCGAGGAGGUCGUGGCGGCGGUGGUGGAAGAGGUGGAGGUGGUGGUCGCGGAGGUGGCGGCGGCGGCCCAGGUGGACAUCGCGGAGGUCCCGGUGGUGGGGGCGGCGGCGGAAGCAGUAACGACCAAGGCCGUCAAGGCGAUUGGCGGUGUCCCGAUCCGAACUGUAAUAACAAUAACUUUUCAUGGCGUAAUGAAUGCAACCGAUGCAAAGCCCCCCGACCUAUGGAUGAUGGAGAUAUGACUCCGGAGGUCGUUGAUAGCGGUGGCCAUCGACGUGGUGGCGGUAUGGGCGGCGGACCAAGAGGUGGCGGAGGCCGUGGAGGUGGAGGUAUGCGAGGAGGCGGCGAUCGAUCGCGUGGCGGUGAUAGAGGCGGACGCGGCGAUCGUGGAGGAGGACGUGGAGGCGGAGGUCGCGGAGGACCACCUAGAGGUGGAAUGGGAGGUCGAGGACCACCUGGCGGUGGAAUGGGAGGACCUAUGCGUAGUGGAGGACCACUCGAUCGGAAUCGACCGAAACCCUAUUAAACCAAUAGUUUAAUAUCUCUCUAUAAUCAACAAUCGCUAAUUUAAACGAAACAAUUUGAUUAAUAGUUUUCCAAACAACUCAUUGUUUAAUAUUAUUUUUGUGUUUAUCUUAUUAUUAUUUUUUUAUAUCAUAUAUGUGAAUGAAUCGAUGAAAUGAGUCUUUAAAUCAUUUUA
Oppia nitens is the source of this 2011-nucleotide messenger RNA. It is a transcript of the gene caz, whose product is annotated as RNA-binding protein cabeza-like. Gene Ontology annotation, cellular component: nucleus. Gene Ontology annotation, molecular function: transcription coregulator activity; RNA binding. Gene Ontology annotation, biological process: regulation of DNA-templated transcription. The transcript is spliced from 9 exons. Lineage: Eukaryota; Metazoa; Arthropoda; Arachnida; Sarcoptiformes; Oppiidae. The record is from RefSeq and is a predicted model, not a curated record. Bases 188 to 1837 code for a protein of 549 amino acids.